CUGCAGCCAUAGAGACGACGUAACUCUACGUACUACGUCAGCUAUGCGUGCUUGGUUGCGGGGCAACUGUGAAUAGUACUAAUCUGAGGAUAAAGCCUCUGAGCAAAAAUGCCACGCUCUGCAACCAAGCUUCAAACUGACAAGCGCAGAUGUAGGUCAUCUGUACAGGUGAUCUCACCUGCAGCACAAGAGCAGAAAGGGGAAGAUAUAAUCCCAGGUCGCUUGACCCGGACCCAGUGGACAGAUAUGUUGCUUCAGGAGGAUGCAGAUGAGGCAGUGGGGGAAAUCUUAGAUGAGCUGCUGAGGAAGGUCAUGAAAGGAUGUCUUGAUGUGUAUACUGAGAGCCAGCUACCAACUUUCUCCGCAUCUUGGGCCAAGAGGUACCUCACACAGAUUGUAGAGCACCAAAUCUUGUGCCUAGAUGAGGCAGAAGGACCAGGCGAAAGAUCAAGAACAGAAGAUUCUGAGCCUGUGCCACCAAUUUCCGAUGCCUGGGCUCAAGGAUGUGUGCCUGUUCUUAUCCAUCAACAACAUCUUGCUGCACAGGAGAAGGCUGACAUUGACCAGGUUCCAGCACAGAGAGAGGCACGAGUCAGCCAGCAAUGAAUGCUGAGGUCCAAAUAAAAAGCUUCUCAAAGCGAGUUAAAAAAGAAACAAGUCCAGAUUAACCAGCCUUCCCAGUCUACCAGUUUAAAGCCGAUAGAGAGCGAUGCUAUCACGGUCCUGGAUCGGAGACUCGGUGUUUUGAUUUUUGUAUUAUAAUUAUUGAUCUUUGAUUACAUCAUGGUUUAUGAUGACCAAUGUUUUGGUUUAUGUUUUGUAUUUCUGGCUCUCCAGUUGUUCUUGGUUUGUGAUUUCGAGUUCUUAGGUUUUGGUUCCUGUGCCCCUCAUGUUUAGUGUAGGUUUUGUUCUGUCCUCGUGUUUAUUCUCUUGUUCCCUAGUCAGUCGUGUCUCAUGUCACUCUUGUCCCUGUACUUCGUGUUCCCUCUGUUCAGUAUCAAGUCCAUGUCUCUGUACCUGUCCUGUGCUUCCUGUUUUAUUUUGACAGUCACUGUUCUGUGUUCAGUCUCUGUCCUCAUGUUUUCUCUGUGCCUGUCCCAGUCCCACAUCUCAUGUCUAGUCUCCCUGUCUCUAUGUUCCCGCUGUAAGGUGUCAGUUAUGUUGUAACGUUAAGCUCGUGUCUCUGAGUCUAUAACUGUACGUACGUGCCAUAUUUCCUGUUUUACGCUGAUAUUCUCGUGUGCUAUGUCGGUGUGUCUAGUUUGGCUCCCCUUGCCUCGGCAUGUUUAAUUAGGUUCAGCUGUGUCUCCCCCCGUUUGUUUCCUUGUUUCCCUGUGUGUUCUCUUUUGCUCCUUGUUGGAUCGUCUGUGUUACUCCUGCGUCCUCUCCUGUGUGUCAUUGCUUCCGUCUCAGGUUUUCUAGUUAUGUUUCAGGUUAGCUUUGCCAGUAUAGGUUUUGUUUGUUCUUUUCUAGUUGUCCUUGCCGUUUAUUUUUAACAUCUGUUCAGCCCUAAAUUAAGGCUCGUCUUCUGUUACCAUCCACAUUCAUCUCCAUUGUCUGCGUUUGGGUCCACUCUUCUAUCUCCAUGUGGUUUGCCUCAAACCAUGACAGAUGCGCCUGUGCUGCUGUUUUCUGUUGAUCAGGUUGCAGGAGGUCCAUCACCUCGGGUCACCCCACUGCUUCAGCCCAAGAGCUGUGACAGCUGAUUAGAAGACGUAGCAAUGUCUGUGGUUGAGCCAUACAUUAACACAAUAAAUUUGAAAAAACUAU
Molecule: messenger RNA, 1770 nt
Organism: Oreochromis niloticus (Nile tilapia)
Lineage: Eukaryota; Metazoa; Chordata; Actinopteri; Cichliformes; Cichlidae
Gene: c20h2orf81
Product: chromosome 20 C2orf81 homolog
Exons: 4
Coding region: 109-606 (165 amino acids)
Source: RefSeq, a predicted model, not a curated record